Neurospora crassa OR74A is the source of this 1158-nucleotide messenger RNA. RefSeq lists its product as hypothetical. Lineage: Eukaryota; Fungi; Ascomycota; Sordariomycetes; Sordariales; Sordariaceae. The record is from RefSeq and is a predicted model, not a curated record. The transcript has 4 exons. Bases 1 to 1158 code for a protein of 385 amino acids.
AUGAGCUACCCUGAUCCAGCUCCCCCGGGUGUGGUGGAUAAUUGUAUCGACCCUAGGCUGUUGACACUGCCCAUGGACGUUGAAAAUGGCGGCUCGGCUCGUUCUCCAUCUACCGUCAAUUCGCCGUCCACUCCGUCAGACUUCUCGUCGUACGUCGGAAGCGGUGCCGAAAGCCCCAGUGACGUCGGCUUCUCCCUUGCGGAAAUGGAGCAAGAAUUGCUGUCUGUCGCACAAGACCCCACAGGCUUGAACGCUGCACCUGGUGACACCAUGCACGACAUUACAGCCGCGCAGCAUGGGGUCCUCCAAGAGACGCCUGGACCUUGGACUAUGACCAUGCCAGCCAAUGAGCUUGCUGCUCUCAAAGAUGGCUAUGUCAACAUCUACAACCAGGCGCAACCCAAUGUGGACCAGGUUGGGGAAUCAUUGCAACAGCAUCAUAAUCAAUUGGAGGGGGAGGGAUACAUGUAUGGUGGAGAGGAACUUUAUACAUUUGGAGACGAACAACACAACGCACCAAACCCGUCGUUCAUUCAGCAGCAGGGGCAGUCCUUCGUUCAAUAUCCGCCCGUCACUCCAGAGGAACCGCUCAUUCAGGGUUGUUGCAACCCGCAACUUACCAACGCUACACUGGCUACAACCAUCUCACCCGAGACGCCGAUAGCCUUUCCGGCACCUAUGAACGGUGUCUGGCUAUCCGGUGCUCGAUUCCCACUAUCACCCACUUAUCUCCAAUCCCACUCACCCAUCCCUUCUCACAUCCACUUGUACCAUUCACACCCAUCCCACAUCCCAGCACCAUUUCUAUCCCCAACGUCAUCGGCUCCCUCGCCUUCUCCAUCCACCUCUUCUUCAUCCUCCUCCUCCUCCUCCAACAGAAGAUCCCCCGAAAAGAAAAAGUGCCAAGCCGCCGAGAAGUGCAACUAUUUCGCCCACUCCAAAGAACUCAAGAAACAUUACCGCACCACUCACAAAAAGUAUGCCGAGGAAAUCGGCAUUUUGCAGGACCCGUUCGAGUGUACCAAGUGUAAGACGUCGUUUGUGCGAAAGGAUUUCUUGGCGAGACAUCAGCGUGUUCAGAGGGGAAAGACGAUGUCGGCUUGUGAGCGGGCGAUGAAGAACAAGAACAAGAAGGAGAAGGAAAGGGUACAUACCUAG